This is a messenger RNA of Oncorhynchus masou masou (cherry salmon), 4731 nucleotides long. RefSeq names its product tumor necrosis factor receptor superfamily, member 9a (gene tnfrsf9a). Bases 1180 to 2028 code for a protein of 282 amino acids. NCBI's taxonomy places the organism in Eukaryota, Metazoa, Chordata, Actinopteri, Salmoniformes, Salmonidae. The record is from RefSeq and is a predicted model, not a curated record. Gene Ontology annotation, biological process: regulation of cell population proliferation. Gene Ontology annotation, molecular function: signaling receptor activity; protein binding. The transcript has 7 exons.
UGAAAAGUCAAUAUGAUAUCAUUCAUAUUCUUGAGGUAGUGUUAACGCAAUUCGAGCUAGCCCACCAAGACCAGACCAACCCUGUUUGACUUCAAAGUACCAGGCAUUAGAUACAGCUUUUUUUCUUGAAUUUGAACAAAGAGGUACGCUACAACAGGACUUGGUUUUCGCCAUUUGUAUUGAGAAAAUACCAUAAGCCUUAGUUCGGAUAUAUAAUUCACCAAUAUCAAACACAAAACAGACGUCCCAGACCCGGAAACUAAAGAAGCAACUAACGGGUGUAGCAUUUGGCGGGAGCAUGGAGUCUGGGUAGCCGGGCAAGAUGAUACGCAAUGCGACUUGUUCUCGAGUUCGCUGAGCACAUGCUGUAGGUUUUAGUUUCUCAUUCUGGCACCAUGCGAUCAAUUAUCCGUUCGAAACAUGUAUUUCUAUGCUCAUGAUCAAUUUUCUUUUGCGCAUUGGAGGUCGGUUUACGUCUCUGGAACCGCUGAGCUGGAGGAGCGAACGGCUAAAAUAAACAUCGUUCAAAGAGAACGAAUCGUUCAACUGCAAAUCACGUCUCCACUCGUGGACCACAACUUCAAUGAGUAGGCUACAGGACAGAAGAUAACGUAUUAUCAUAGGAAACGGAAGAAAAACUGUUGAUAAUCUUUUCAUUCUCCAAUUUAGUUUCGUUACUUGUAUUUGUCAUUUCAACUUUUUAUUGAACAUCUCUCUGCUUGUAAUUCGUUCUGUUGACAUAUCCCUUUCAAGCACUUAAUCUGCGUCUGAAAUAAUUUAUUUUACGCCUGCAACAGGUGACAAAUAGAUAAACGUUAGGAUUUUGUCGGCGGCAGGUAGCCUAGUGGUUAGAGCGUUGGACCAGUACCCGAAAGGUUUAUGAAUUAAAUCCCCGAGUUGACAAGGUAAAAAUCUGCCCGUCAUUGUAAAUAAGAAUGUGUUCUUAACCGAUUUGCCUAGUAAAAAAAAAAAAAACAUGUCCACGCCCCCCCCAAAUCACAUAAAGGCAGGAGAGUUUGAAGUCUCAUCAUAUGAAUGGGUGCUUUCAAGUAGGGUACUGCUGUUGCUAUAACAUUUGGAUUAUUAUUACUGUCAAGCAACUUCACUGCACUGCACCUGGAAUCCAUAGCCCUUCUGUGUUCCUAAUUUUCUGUGUGAAUUGGAGGGCAGCGAGAGAAGAUGCAUCUGGUCCUCAGGGUACUGUGUAUCUCUAUGCUCACACUGUGUUGCCUGAGUAGCACUGGUGAGAUAGGUUGUAAACAAUGGACAACCUCUGCUGGUUCUCCUGAUGUCUGCUGUGAAAGGUGCAAUCCAGGGAACCGUCUGGUGACACGCUGUGGACCAGACCCAGAAAAGCUCUGCGUUCCAUGUAGGAAUGAGACCUACACAACUGAUGGUACAUCACACUCCUGUCUCAGGUGUACUCAGUGUGUAGGUGGUGCCCAAUUCCGUAAGGCAGCCUGUACAAAAAGCAAGGACACAGAAUGUGACUGUAGGGCAGGAUUCCGAUGUGGUGAUGACCACUGCUCCUUCUGUGUUGAGGAGUGUGGGAGGGGCCAGGAACCUCUUCCCGCUGCAAGGUCCUGCCGGAAUUGUCCAGAAGGGACCUUCAAUGACAAAAUCCAUGAGAAGUGCAAGUCUUGGAGAACAAGCUGUCUGCAUCCCAAUGAACACAUUGUUGCAGUGGGAGAUGCAGUCAGUGACAGCAAGUGCGGCAUUGCCAACAUUGUAACGCCAGAAGUCAACACCUUACCUUCAACUCAGGCGGACUCUGAGGGGCUUUUUUGGGCUAUAAGUGCCUCAUCUGGGGUCUUUAUCCUCCUUAUCGUCUUGUUUCUGGUCAUCAUCAUCACCAAAAAGCCAGAGAAGACAGCCCCCAAGGAGCCAACCCUUAAUGAGCCAACUCCCCCUACAGAUGAACCCAGGAGCCUGGUGGUGACCAGUUUCCACCACCCUCAGCAGGAACAGGGCAGCAGCUCUGAAAUCCUGUGUUCCCAGGACUUGGAGACCAAGCUCCUGCCUGUGUGAGUGGCAGUGGACUUUCUCCUGUGUUUUUGUUCCACUUUACUUUAAUUUAUUUUUUAAAAGAGUAUUACUGAUAUUUAUUGUUGCAUUGUUUGGAAAGGCAUUUCACUGUACUUGUGGACGUGACAAUUAACUUGGAACAGGGUCAUACUGGGUCUGACCUAAUGAUCACUACUUCACACGGGCACUCUGAUGCCUACACAUUGCUAGCCUCAAGCCCGGGCUGACGCUACUGCUGAUACAGUUGGACUCUAGCUAUGCUGGACCAUGCUACUGAGUCGCUGGGAAUAAGACAUUGACGCUUAGAUCAUUUCUUUUUGAAUUUGUGAUAUUUUUAUUCUGUGAUAUUUCUAAUAUCUCAGCCAUUUUCUUAUCUCACAGGCACAUUCAAAGGUAAACUAGGUCACUAUGUUAAGAUCAUGUACAUGUCAGUUAGCUAGUAAACUGAUAUUCAAAUGUCAGUAGUGAUGGGGAAAUUUAGGGGGAAAAACACUGAUGUCACUAUAUGACAUAUGCAUUAGCAAUUGGCUGCAGCUGGACUAGUUCAACUAUUUACAUUUUCUGGUUUCAUAAACUGAUGGCAAGUGUCCUUUAUGGCCUGAAUAUGUAAUACUACUCUUGAAAUGUGUAUGAAGGUAGUAUCAGAGCCAUGACCAUAAUGUAACAGUGAAUGAGGGGGUAUAGCAGAACAACACAGGAAGCUCUGUAUAGUUGUGACUGGCAGCCUCCAUGCCUCCCACUGGCUUAUACAGUAUCAUAGUCACGUUUUCUUUUCUCAGUUCCCUGAAUGGCUAAACCUAGCUGCCCACAGUUUCUAAGCUGAAGGGAAUAUCCCUACUUAAUAUACUGUACAACCCGAGGUGUGACGAACGUUUCAUUGCGCAAGGUAUGACGAAGAGCAAGUACAGGGUAAUGCCUCAGCACUUUAAGAAUUUGAUUUAUGAUAACAAUGUACCAAUGUGGUACAGUAUGUGACUUGGAGCCACUUUCCUGCGUGAAUGUACUGCUUUUGUUGACUGGUAUAGAGUUAAGGACAUUCCGAUUGGAUCAUUCAUCCCACCCUCCCCUGUAACCAUUCCCCAAGCGAUUGCUGUAAAUGAGAGAAUGUGUUUUGUCAACCUACCUGGUAAAAUAAACAUGGACAAGGACAUUGAAAUGUGUGCAGGAUACAGUAUGAUGUUAUAAAAGGCAGCUUCAUCUACCCACGUUUUCCAGGAAGAGAUUUCGAAAAAGGGUCUGGACAUUCCAAAUAAUGUAGGAGGAAAUGCUACGGUCAGAGAAUCCUCUCAGGUGGGGGUUUCCCAUUGAAUGUGAUCAAAGGGCUUCCUUUAACCUAGUCUGAUAAGAUCAAGACCAGAGUGAACUCUUUCACCACUGUAGGUUUGCAAUCAUAAGCAUUAUCUAAAUCGGUGUUCCUUCGGCUUGCUGGAAAUACUUGUUAACUUGAGCCCACUUAGCCCUGGUUGUAAAAAAGAAAUUAAUACCCCCUCUGGGCUUUCUGUUAGGCAGAGCUGGGAAAGCCCAGAGGAUUGUGAUUAAAUGUGUCAUAUUAAUCCCAUUGUACUAUCACUGCUGGGAAAUUACACAAGAAGGAGCAUAGGUCAUGUGUAAAUAAAGCUAACAAUCAUGAACGCUGUAUGACUAAUAGGAGUCACACAGGGAAGAGGGGAAACAGUAUCAAACACACUGGAAGAGCAUCUCAGGCAAAUGAUCCUAUAGAAACUUCCCAUUCAGAUCUGUACUAAUGUAACUUUUACUUUUCAUGCAGCCUGGUCUCUGACCAGACGUAGCAUAGUAAAUGUAAAUCCAGGACACUCAAAUUAUAUAGUAAUGAUAUGUUACGGUUACUUAAGGCAAAAGUAGGGUUGUUGGUCGGUGUGGCUGGAUGGCCGUUUAACGCGAACAUCUCGCACAAGUUCAAAUCUUAUCGCGGACAACUUCAUCAACUUUUAACUACCUUUUAGUUACUUUGCAACUACUUAGCAUGUUAGCUAAUGCUCCCCCUAAUCUAACAACCCCUAGCCCAGCUAAUAUUAGCCAGCUGGCUAGAAUUCGUAACAUAUCAUACGCUUUGCAAAUUUGUGACAUGAAUUACAAUUAAUAUAACAUAUCCCACAAAAUGGGCGAUGGGCAGCUACAUUAAUACAUACCAUACAAAACAUCAUACUAAAUGGAGUCUCGGAUAUAUGUACAGAAUAAUACGAAAUGCUUAGAGACCAGGUUGCCCUUUCAGAUCUGUACUAAUGUAACCUUUACUUUUCAUGAGUCUACAAAGAAGCAGAGUAGUGCAUCACAGUUCACACCCACGCUUAGUUACUGUAUUUUUCUAGUUUGGACAGGCGUAGCCCACUGAGAUGGAAAAUCUCACAUUUCACAAUUAGGGCCUACCUGGUGGAAAAUGUGAACCCACACUCAUGGAAUGGGCCUACAGUAGUAGCAGUGUAAAUUAGUCAUCACCUCCACAAAUUACUGUCACAGUAAUCCGGGGACAGGGCCUUCAGAAAGCCAGUUCCACUAAAGAUGAUGGUCACAUUGAUGGAUUUUUAGAGUGCCGUCCAUGUGAAUAUCCUUAAGUACUUGGACUGGCCGGCUCCUGGGAUUUUAUUAUGUAUUGUAUGUCUUUUCACUUAGGUGCAGAGAUUGUUGAUUAAAUAAGCAAUAUUGUUUCAUAUUUUGAAUUUUUUUUAAAUAAAGAACUAACAAAUA